AUGCCAAGCAUGUCGCCGUCGCACUCUCGCCACGCGCCUGCCGCACCGCCGCUCUCCUUGUUGGCAGGAUUUGCCGUUGGCGGCCUCCUCGGCUUUGCUGCCGGCCGACACUCAGCGGCCACGUCAUCCUCGCCGGCCGGGUCGCCUGUGGCCGGCGACGCGCCUGCAGCAUCCGCGGCAGACUCGGCGGCCUCGGCUGUCUCGCCGAGCAGGCGUUCCGACCCGCUCUCGAUCCACGCCGAUCUGCACCGCAUCGCGCUGCAGACGGGGACCGACAAGGCGACGCGGCACCAAUUCACCCUCUUCUACCCCUUCUUCCUGGAGCACCUCCGGCAGUCUGCGUUCGAUAUGCUCGAGAUUGGCGUCUUUCAGGAGCAGUCCCUCCAGAUGUGGGAUCGGUACUUGCCGCGUGCGACCGUCUUUGGCGCCGACAAGAAGGCGUACACGUCGCCGCGCAUCCUGCGGCUCGACCAGGGCAGCCGAGCCGACCUCCGCCGCGUGGCGCGGCUGCGCAACUGGUCGGUCGUGCUCGACGACGGCAGCCACAAGCCGUCGCACCAGCUCCGCACGUUUCGCGAGUUCUUCCCGCGGCUGCCGCCCGGAGGGGUCUAUAUCAUCGAGGACAUCGAGACAAACUACUGGGCGCGCGCCUCCGGCAUGGGGCUCAAGCCGUACGGCUGGACCAUGUCGGACGAGACGGAGGAGACGGACAUGGUCGAGCUCUUCCGCGCCGCCGUCCACCGCGUGCUCAACCGCGAGUUCCAGUGCUGGCGCGACGCGCCCGUCUUUAGCGGGGCCCUCGACGCCAUGAUCGGCUCGGUCUACUUUGUGCGCAACGCUGUCGUCGUGACCAAGGCGCCGCGCGAGUACGUAGACACGCGCAACCGUGGGCGGGCGCACUACCGGUUCCGCUUCCUCCAAAACUGCUCUGAGGAGCGAUGGUGGCGUCGCGGGCGGAAACUCCAGGCCCGGCCGGACGGCGGCGAGCGGAGGUGUAAAACGGUCAAGAAACCCCUGCGUGACACAGCUGCGAGAAAUACGGCGAUCGGCUUUUUGGCCUUCUACUUUAUGUUCUAUAUGGGGUGCGCCCAGGCUGCAGGCAGGGGCCCAGGGGGCCUCCAGCCCUCGCUGCGUGAGAGCGUGACGGCACCACUGUGCCGGCGGGUUCGCGUCCAGCGGCGCAUCACGCGCAUGGUGCACCGAUCAGACUUGUGCGUUGUGGAAAGUGCACGGCACAGCUAA
Messenger RNA from Emiliania huxleyi CCMP1516, 1242 nucleotides. RefSeq lists its product as hypothetical. Lineage: Eukaryota; Haptophyta; Isochrysidales; Noelaerhabdaceae. Bases 1 to 1242 code for a protein of 413 amino acids. The transcript is spliced from 3 exons. The record is from RefSeq and is a predicted model, not a curated record.